Molecule: messenger RNA, 438 nt
Organism: Styela clava
Lineage: Eukaryota; Metazoa; Chordata; Ascidiacea; Stolidobranchia; Styelidae
Product: ATP synthase subunit epsilon-like protein, mitochondrial
Biological process (GO): proton motive force-driven mitochondrial ATP synthesis
Cellular component (GO): mitochondrial inner membrane
Molecular function (GO): proton-transporting ATP synthase activity, rotational mechanism
Source: RefSeq, a predicted model, not a curated record
AUUCGGAGUAUUUUCGCUACAGCUAAUUUACAGCAGGAAGGUCAGUCAUCUGCGAUUUCGGCCCGUGGUUUUCGUCCAACUCCAUUAAAUUCGCGUUCGUUUGGAUUAUUUAUUUAAUCAGGAAAAAUGGUUGCUCCGUGGAGGCAAGCUGGGAUGACAUACAUCCGAUAUUCAUCAAUAUGUGCACGUGUUGUUCGGCAAGCAUUGAAGCCAGAACUUCAAGAAGCAGCCCAACAACGAGCAUCAAAAUCUGUCAUCACUAAAUAUUGGCAAGAUGGUAAACCAGUUGGUGAAUUUAAAAAAAAUAUCCAGCGUAUACAGUAUUCGAAAAAAUAUAUAACCUCGCAGUUUAACUGGGGAGAGGAACCAGUGAUGAACCAUGACUGGUCAUUUAGCAGCGACAUCUCAGGUUAUUUUCCAUGAAUACCAUAUGAUUCU